UCAAAAUGACUCACAGACGCUCAGGCCAUUCGUGGUUUUAAAACACAGUUUACUCAGCUAAGUAGCCCACGACCUUCAACAACUUUAUUUAAACUGUUGGUGAGCGAUUAACUUUAGCGAGGAAGUCCUGUAAAAGAAGUUCAUACUGAGGAAAAGCUACUGUGUUCAGUUCAAGGAAGUAAAAAUUUAGAUCAUGGCUCCUCUCAUGUUUAAAGAUGCUUUCUGGGGGUCUGAUAUCACUUCUCACGCUGGGUAUGACGCUGUGAUCCAAAGGAUGCGAGACGGAAGGCACAUGUGCAAAGAUGUGGAGGAGCUUUUAAAGCUGAGGGCACUAGCAGAGGAGAAGUAUGGGAAGGAACUGGUGACUAUCGCUCGCAAAGCUGGAGGACACGCAGAGAUCAGCACCUUGAGAGCAUCCUUUGAACUACUAAAAACACAAAUCGAGAACAUCGGUAACUUUCACAUCCAACUGUCUGAUAUAUUGAAAGAGGAGGUGAAAAAGAUUGAGACAUUCAGAGAACGGCAGAAAGAACAGAGGAAGAAGUUUCAAAGCAUCAUGGAGAAGGUUCAGAAGAAAAAAGUGUCUUUGUAUAAGAGGACCAUGGAGUCUAAGAAGACCUACGAGCUGAGAUGCAAGGAGGCGGACGAGGCAGAACAGGGGGCUGAUAAGACAACGGUCGCAUCCAAAAACUCAGAAAAGGUCGCUUCCUGUGUAAUGUUUGUUUCACAGGUACGUCACAGGGCCAAGCAUUGCAGACAGGCCGCCACCGAAGCAGAGAAUCUGUACAGUUCCAACAUUGUUCAGCUUGAAAGUGUUCGCCAGGACUGGGAAGAAACGCACAGAAGCACCUGUGAGGUGUUCCAGCAACUGGAGGGAGAUCGCAUCGGCAUGCUCAGGUGUGCUCUCUGGGACCACUGCAAUCAUUUCUCCAUGCAGUGUGUCAAAGACGAUGAGGUUAUCGAGGAGGUGAGGAAGUUACUGGAAAAGUGUGACAUCACCACAGACAACAACUAUUUCAUAGGGAUGAAAAGCACGGGAUCGAGGCCUCCAGAGCGCAUACUGUUUGAGAACUACUACCAGACGGAGAGAUCUGGGGACAGCAAUGGCCAAGCCCAAUUCGCAGGAGGAGGAGGAGAAGACAUGAUGUUGAGAUCACUCAGGUCCUCUGAUCCCCUUCUGGCAAGCUCUGUGAACAUCAGUAUCAACAGUCUUCAAAGCUCACAAUCAGCACUGACACCUUUUGGAGAGUCUUUCCCUCUGGCUUCAGCUGAGAUAUCAGAUGGAGGAUAUGCGCCCCUAUCAGGCCUCCAGCAGGCAGCAUCACUGGCCACAGUUCCAGCGGAUGAAGAAACCUACAUUGUACUUUAUGAAUAUACUGCACAGGAAGGAGAUGAAUUGUCUGUCAGUAGAGGGGAUACAGUCCGAGUGUUGGAAGGAGGAGAUGAUGGCUGGUGGACAGUGGAGAGGAACGGGCUGACUGGACUGGUGCCAGGAAACUAUCUGGGCAAAAUCUGAACACACAAACAUGUGCAUCGUGUAUCAAACUUGCAAAGACACAUAAAUGAACAUAAAGACAUGCCACUUCACUGGGGCAGUCCUCGACCAAAGAAAUUCUUAUAUUAUAUACACUUAUACGAUGUUAACGACUAAUCGUUUAGUUGAUUUAAUCGACGGAUCUGUAAAACCGUGUUUCUCAACAAAGAAUCACAUGAAAGCACCGCUUUAAAUCUUGUGUUUACCAGAGAUGUGCUCAUAAGUUUCUUAGAAAUAAGUCAUUAUCUGGAAAAAAAAA
Sebastes umbrosus (honeycomb rockfish) is the source of this 1793-nucleotide messenger RNA. RefSeq names its product proline-serine-threonine phosphatase-interacting protein 1-like. The transcript has 15 exons. Gene Ontology annotation, molecular function: actin filament binding. Gene Ontology annotation, biological process: actin filament polymerization. The record is from RefSeq and is a predicted model, not a curated record. The coding region runs from base 194 to 1516 and encodes 440 amino acids. Lineage: Eukaryota; Metazoa; Chordata; Actinopteri; Perciformes; Sebastidae. Gene Ontology annotation, cellular component: cytoplasm; actin filament; plasma membrane.